CCGGAGAGUUACUGUGUGCUGGUCUCGCCUCCGACCGCGAGUCCUGUGAUAGACAAGUCCAGUGCUAUGUGAAGUGAGUAGUGUCUCCUGAUAGAUAAAUGUACUUACAAGAAAACAAACCGAGUUGGUUUUAUCUAGUCGGUUGAAUAAGUCAUCAAAAUGGUGUCUGAAGGCGAUUAUAAUGACUAUGGGAAAAGCAGAUCCUGAAAAAGACACACAUGAACUUCAAAAACACAAAACAGUGAAUUGAACGAAGAGAGAACAAACGCAAAGCCAUAAAAUGAACAAAGGCAAAGCAAACACAGAACAGUGAGGGAAACAAAGAGAAAUCACACGAAAAAAAACGUAGCGCAUCUGUAGUUUAAAAUAAUUGUGAAAUAGAGAGACAUAGUGAUAAGGAACGAGAGGACACAAAGAGGAGGAAAAGUUGAAAGUGAUAGAAACCAAAAGACUGGGAAACAAGAAUUGAAGAAAAACAAAGCAAGAGAAGAGAGACAAGAGAAGGGAAGAGGAGUGGGACAAAAGACGAGGAGAGAAGAAAAAGAAGAGGAGAAGGAAAAGAGAUCAAGCGAGGGAAAGAAAGGAGUAGCGAGGCAAGGGAACAGGAGAGAGAAAAGAGAAGAGGGGGGGGCGAAAAUGUACCCUGCCAUGUAGAGACAAUGACCCCACCAAAAGGCAGUAAGGCGGAGCACUGAGGUCACCCCCCCCCCCCCACAUCAUGCCAACAGUGCCCCCGCCGCCGCUCGUGCCCACUCUGCUGCACGUGGCACCAGUCCUGCACGUGGCACCGAUCCUACAUGUGGCACCCCUCCUCAUGCUCCUCGCCGCACACACAGGCUUCGCUCUGCCAGAACCGGGAUCCAAGGGCAAGAAGAAGACCGGCAACUGGAAGCCUCCGGAGUUCGACGAAUCGCUGGCCAACAACAUCACCGUGAUGGAGGGCGACCCUGCCUCGCUUCCCUGCGUCGUGACCAGACUACGCGGUCGAUCCGUUUCGUGGAUUCGACAGCGGGAUCUCCACGUCAUCUCCGCCAACGAACUGACUUUCACUUCAGAUGACAGAUUCAAGGUGGUGAUCGACAACGCCACUUCGUCCUUCACACUACACGUCGCUGUGGCACUUCGGAAUGACACCGGCGUGUACGAGUGCCAGGUCAACACUCGACCCAAGCUGUCCAGACCCAUCACUCUCACAGUCCAGGUACCGGCUGCCACAAUCCAAGGACCUGCUGAACUAUUUAUCAAGAGCGGUUCAACCCUCGUCCUCAGCUGUACGGCUUUGCUCCACCCAGAUGCUAAUUCCACGGUCGACUGGCUCCACAACGGAACCAAGAUGAGCAUCGCAGGGCCUCGCGGCGGCGUCAGCAUCCACACGGAGCGGGCCGGUCAGCUCGUGUCCUCCAAGCUGUCCGUUGUGCGAGCAGCCGGACGGGACGCCGGGAAUUACACGUGUCAACCGGAUUCCGUUCAUCCGGCGAAUACGACCGUGUACAUUGUGGAAGGCGAGUUCCCAGCAGCCAUGCACCACGAGAGCUGCGUCGAGGUCCCUUCUGCGAGUGUGUGGGCGUCGCUUCUCCUCGUGGGCGUCGUCCUCCUCGCCGGCAGAUGAUGCGUCCACCACCCACAGCUCUGCAUUUUAUACUAACCGGUUUUUUUUAUUGGGUUUGGCAUGAGUAGGUCCUAGUUUCCUUUGUAUUUCGACUGCAUUUUUGUGGUAAUAUUUCAGGGGCGGGAUCAUUGUAUGGGGGAAUAAAAAAAAAAAGAAACUUAAAUGUAGAUUAUAUAUGAAUAUAUAUAUAUUGUAAAUCAUAUGUGUCAAUAAAACAGAUAUGAAAUUU
Penaeus chinensis is the source of this 1838-nucleotide messenger RNA. RefSeq names its product zwei Ig domain protein zig-8-like. Lineage: Eukaryota; Metazoa; Arthropoda; Malacostraca; Decapoda; Penaeidae. Gene Ontology annotation, cellular component: neuron projection membrane. Bases 719 to 1609 code for a protein of 296 amino acids. Gene Ontology annotation, biological process: synapse organization. The record is from RefSeq and is a predicted model, not a curated record. The transcript is spliced from 8 exons.